GCUGUCGGCGGUCCUGGUGGCUACAAUUGGGUGAAGCUGGGAGCGACGUAAUAGCCGCGCGCUCACGGGUUCAGACGGUCGCUGUCGCAUUUGCGCACGGAGAGCUGGUUGCCGCUGCGGCCGCCUGGAAUUGUGGGGUUUGUGUCUGCCCCUCGGCUGCCGUGCUGGAAGCCGAAGGUCCCUGACUAUGGUUCCUCAGAGCCUGCCUCCAUCUAGGAUGGUUCCCCUGGGGAUGCUGCUUGGGUUACUGAUGGCCUCCUGCUUCACCUUCUGCCUCAGUCAUCAGAACCCAAAUGAGUUUGCACUGAUCAACUCAGAGAAGAGCAGCACCAAAGAAUCAGAGAGAAAGGAAACCAAAGCAGAGGAGGAUCUGGACACUGAGGUCCUGGAGGUGUUUCACCCGACCCAGGAUUGGCAGGCCCUUCAGCCAGGUCAGGCUGUUCCUGCAGGAUCCCAUGUGCGGCUGAAUCUUCAGACUGGGGCAAGAGAAGUGAAACUCCAAUAUGAAGACAAGUUCCGAAAUAAUUUGAAAGGGUUGAAAAGAGGCAGAAGAUUGGACAUCAACACYAAUACCUAUACGUCUCAGGACCUCAAGAGUGCCCUGGCCAAAUUCAAGGAGGGAGCAGAGGUGGAGAGUUCAAAGGCAAGACAGGCUGAGGUAAAGCGAUUCUUCCGCCCCAUUGAGGAACUGAAGAAGGAGUUUGAUGAGCUGAAUGUUGUCAUUGAAACUGACAUGCAGAUCAUGGUCCGUCUGAUCAACAAAUUCAACAGUUCCAGCUCCAGCCUGGAAGAGAAAAUUGCUGCACUCUUUGAUCUUGAGUACUAUGUCCAUCAGAUGGAUAAUGCACAGGACCUACUGUCUUUCGGUGGCCUUCAAGUGGUAAUCAAUGGGCUGAACAGCACAGAGCCCCUGGUGAAGGAGUAUGCUGCAUUUGUUUUGGGGGCUGCCUUUUCCAGCAACCCAAAGGUCCAGGUGGAAGCUGUUGAAGGAGGAGCCCUACAGAAGCUACUGGUCAUUCUGGCCACAGAGCAGCCUCUCACUGCCAAGAAGAAGGUCCUGUUUGCACUGUGCUCCCUGCUGCGCCACUUCCCCUAUGCCCAGCAGCAGUUCCUGAAGCUGGGGGGACUGCAGGUCCUCAGGGACCUGGUGCAAGAGAAGAGCACAGAGGUGCUGGCUGUGCGUGUAGUCACCCUGCUCUAUGACCUGGUCACUGAGAAGAUGUUUGCAGAGGAGGAGGCUGAGCUGACCCAAGACACAUCCCCAGAGAAGUUGCAUCAGUACCGCCAGGUGCAUCUCCUGCCAGGCCUGCGGGAACAGGGCUGGUGUGAGAUCACAGCCCACCUCCUGGCUCUGCCAGAGCAUGAUGCACGCGAAAAGGUGCUUCAGACGCUGGGAGCCCUCCUGGCCACCUGUCGGGACCUCUAUCAUCAGGACCCCCAGCUCAGCAGGACACUGAGCAGCCUGCAGGCUGAGUACAAGGCACUGGCUGCCCUGGAGCUCCAAGAAGGGGAGGAUGAAGGAUACUUCCGAGAACUGCUGGCCUCCAUCAACAGCCUGCUGAAGGAGCUUAGAUGAGACUCUGGCCCUGAUGCCAGGACUGGACUGAGAUUCUGCUAAUGAGGCUGAGGGCUCCCAGCUAGGUAGCCUUCCAGGGGACAUCAGGCAGGAGGGAAGAUUUCCCUACUGGGGCAUGAACUUCACCUGGGCAGGGCUGGCUUGGCCAUUAAAUGAAGACAUG
Molecule: messenger RNA, 1739 nt
Organism: Urocitellus parryii (Arctic ground squirrel)
Lineage: Eukaryota; Metazoa; Chordata; Mammalia; Rodentia; Sciuridae
Gene: Sil1
Product: SIL1 nucleotide exchange factor
Cellular component (GO): endoplasmic reticulum
Molecular function (GO): adenyl-nucleotide exchange factor activity
Source: RefSeq, a predicted model, not a curated record